GAAAGAAGGCAUUCACUUCCGGAGCUCAUCGUCACGUGACCAUCUUACUCGGCUGGCGGGCGGUGUACAGCCCUGUAAAGAUUCAUGCUGCCCAAGUAAAGCGCAUCAAAAUUGCCGUAUAUAAUUCUUUCAGCACCUUUGUAAGCCGGGAGUAGGAGAGGAGCCACAAAAAUGGCGGAUGAAGAAUACUUUGAUGGUUAUAUGGAAGAGGAGGAAGAAUGGGAUAGAGAGGGCUUACUCGACCCGGCAUGGGAAAAGCAACAGAAAAAGACUUUCACAGCAUGGUGCAACUCCCACUUGCGGAAAGCAGGAACGAAUAUAGAAAACAUAGAGGAGGACUUUCGAAAUGGUUUAAAACUUAUGUUAUUAUUAGAAGUAAUCUCCGGGGAGCAGUUACCUAAACCAGACCGAGGAAAGAUGAGAUUCCACAAAAUAGCCAAUGUGAACAAAGCUUUGGACUACAUUGCCAGCAAAGGUGUUAAGUUGGUCUCAAUAGGAGCUGAAGAAAUUGUAGAUGGAAAUGUAAAAAUGACGUUAGGUAUGAUCUGGACGAUCAUUUUAAGAUUUGCUAUUCAAGACAUUACAGUAGAAGAAAUGACAGCAAAAGAAGGUUUACUCCUCUGGUGCCAGAGGAAGACUGCCCCAUAUAGAAAUGUCAAUGUACAGAACUUCCACCUUAGCUUUAAAGAUGGUUUGGCAUUCUGUGCACUCAUACACAGGCACCGACCUGAUCUUAUUGACUACAGCAAACUAUCUAAGGACAACCCACUUCAAAACCUGAACACUGCCUUCGAUGUUGCUGAACAGCACUUAGACAUCCCUCGCAUGUUGGAUCCUGAAGAUAUGGUGAACUCCGUGAAACCAGAUGAGAGGUCUGUGAUGGCAUACGUCUCCUGCUACUACCACGCCUUUUCAGGAGCUCAGCAGGCCGAGACAGCCGCCAACCGUAUCUGCAAGGUGCUGAAGGUGAACCAGGAGAAUGAGAGACUCAUGGAAGAGUAUGAGCGUCUUGCCAGUGAUCUUCUUGAGUGGAUCAGGAAGACCCGCCCGUGGCUGGAGAACCGUGUGACAGACAACACCCUGCCCGGCACCAGACGCAAGUUGGAUGAGUUCCGUGACUACCGCCGCUUGCACAAACCGCCAAAACUUAACGAUAAAGCUCAGCUGGAAAACAGCUUUAACACCCUACAGACAAGGCUGAGGCUGAGCAACAGACCAGCCUAUAUUCCCACCGAAGGCAAAAUGGUUUCGGAUAUUGCCAAUGCCUGGAAGGGACUGGAAUCUGCAGAGAAAGGAUUUGAGGAGUGGCUCCUCUCAGAACUUCAAAGAUUAGAGCGCCUUGAUCAUUUGGCGCAGAAAUUCCGCCACAAGUGUCAAAUUCAUGAGGAAUGGUCAACCGGCAAGGAGGACAUGCUCCAGAGCAGAGACUUCAAGCAGUGCAGACUGAACGAACUCAAGGCGAUGAAGAAGAAGCAUGAGGCCUUCGAGAGUGACCUUGCUGCUCACCAGGACCGCGUGGAGCAGAUUGCAGCCAUUGCACAGGAGUUGAAUGCUCUGGAGUACCAUGAUGUGGCAUCAGUCAAUUCAAGAUGUCAGCAUAUCUGUGAUCAGUGGGACCGUCUUGGUCUGUUGACGCAGAAGAGGAGGGAAGGACUGGAUGAGGCUGAGAGGAUUCUGGAGAAGAUUGACCAGCUUCAUCUGGAGUUUGCCAAGAGAGCUGCACCAUUCAACAACUGGAUGGAUGGAGCCAAGGAAGAUCUGAUGGAUAUGUUCAUUGUGCACACAACAGAAGAAGUGCAGGGUCUGAUUGACGCCCAUGAGCAGUUCAAGGCCACUCUGGGUGAGGCAGACAAGGAGUUCCAGACGAUCAUCUCCCUGGUGCAGGAAGUGAACCGCCUGGCCCAGCAGUACAACCUGACCCCACCAGACAACCCCUACUCCACACUGCACGCUCAGGAUGAAAGUCCGAUGGAGGACAUCGCCAACAAAUGGACAGAAGUCCAGCACCUUGUGCCCGAGCGUGACUCCACCCUCCAGAACGAGAUGGCUAGGCAGCAACGUAACGAGCGCCUGCGUCGGGAGUUCGGCCAGAAGGCCAAUGUGGUGGGCCAGUGGAUCGAGACCAACCUGGAUGCCGUGGCCUCUAUUGGUCUUCAGUCCAAGAUGUCCCUUGAGGACCAACUAAAGAAGCUGAGGCAGUUUGACAAUGCUGUCCAGGCCUACAAGACUAACAUGGAUGAUCUGGAGAGAAUCAAUAUGGAAGUGCAAGAGGCCAUGAUUUUCGAGAACCGAUACACACAGUACUCCAUGGAGACUCUGCGGGUAGGAUGGGAACAGCUUCUCACAGCCAUCGCAAGAAACAGCAACGAGGUGGAGAACCAGAUCUUAACCCGCGAUUCUAAGGGCAUCAGCGCAGAACAGAUGAACGAGUUCCGUGCCUCCUUUAACCACUUCGACAAGAGUCGUAACCGCCGCCUGGAGGCUAAGGAAUUCAAGGCUUGCCUUGUCAGUCUGGGAUACAACAUCAGAGAUGAUAGACAGGGCGAGGCUGACUUCCAGAGGAUAAUGUCAAUUGUUGAUCCAAAUGGAACGAAAUUCGUCACCUUUGAUGCCUUCCUAGACUUCAUGACUCGUGAGACAGCAGACACAGAUACUGCAGAGCAGGUCAUGCAGUCCUUCAAGAUCCUUGCAGGAGACAAGCCGUACAUCACUGCUCAGAUCCUGCGCCAGGAGCUUCCCCCUGAUCAAGCUGAAUACUGUAUUCAGCGUAUGGCCCCCUACACCGGCCGUGAUGCCGUGCCUGGCGCCCUCGACUACAUGUCCUUCUCCACAGCCCUGUACGGAGAGAGCGACCUCUAGACACGUUGGUCAAGGCCAACCAGGGGACACUACUCUGAGUGUGCAGCAUAGCCAGGCAGUGGUGUGCAGUUUAGCCCACCCUAAUUUGUAUGUGAGGAGUGUCUCUGUGUGAUCAGUAUCAAUUAUACUGUAGUUGCGACUAACGCCAUCGUCCAACCGACCGACCGACCCUCUUCUGUUCUGCAUGCUCCUGGUCACUGCUGUAGGCCCCGAACUGUAGUCUCCUACCGGAGCAAGUGAGCGUGGUCGCCAGUACGUAGCCAGUAAUCAUGGGACAUAAACUUAUCUACUUCACAAAGUAGUCCCCAUGCCUUGGUCUAUGCUGCAUAUUUGACAAUGCUUCCUGGAUGAUACAUGGCUUAUAUUUUUACAAAAAGCUGAAAUUUUUACACAUCACCUUGAAUGCUAUGCAUACCCAUCUGAUAUUUUUGUGAGCAUGACUACUGAGGCAAUAUACAGGUUGAGAUGGUGUAGAGGCUUUGUUUGGCGUUCUGUGAAGCAGCCGUGUCAUGACGGUUCCGCUGUGUAUGGUAUUAAUACCAACAUAGACCUAGAUCUAGCAAGUAUUUUGUGAGUGUACGUACAUAACACUGCCAUGCCAGCGGGGGGAGGGGCAGGGAGGGUGGGGAUGGGGGUGAGUAUGUGUAUAAUAAGUCCAUCAUCACCAUAUGUACGGUUUGCUGUAAGAGUAUUUUCAAGUUUCUGGUUUCCUGUUGGACAGAUGAUUUUAUUGGCGGACUUGGCCUCCUGUCUGCCAGCCCAUCACUUUGUGGGGAUGUUGAUGUAAUAUUUUAAACAUGAGCUGUAUCUAGUUACAUAGAUAUUAUUUAAUGUUUGGUUGGCAUACUGUGCUAAAUGACUGAUUUCUCACGUUGGGACUGAGAAGUGCUUAUAUCUGGUAUGCGUGUAUUUAUCAUAACCCUGCAGAGUAACCUCGAAUACAGGUUCAGUGCAUCUAUCUGGACAUAGCUUCUUGAUGUAUUCAUAAGAUUUAUCAAAUAUAAUUCAUGUCUUUGUUUGCUCCUUCGUGAUCUUCCAAGCAUAACUCUCAUAAAAUGUGAUUUAAAAUAUUUUCUUUAUAGAUACACUUUGUAUAACACAUUGCCACAAGCCAUAUAUUUUAAAGAUGCAUUGUUGCAUAUAAGCUGGGCCAUGUCAUUAACAAGUAUAUUACUAAUCUUUAUACAGAUUUGUACAUUAAUCUACUCACUGCAAGGUGUUUACGGUAAUCAAAACAUGAGUUUCAACCUUGAUCUGUAGAUUUUGAUAUUACACCAUGAAACAGAAAUCAAAAUUUAGCACCCUGUGCUAAGACUGGUUUGAGUGGUCAGUGUAGUGUUUGGAAGGACUGCUGACCGCUGACCAGUGACAUAUCACCCCAGCUUGACAUGUAGUCUCUUUCGCGCGCUACCUUCAUGUCUACUGAUUAGAUACUGCCCAAUAAAAGUCUUACCUCUUUACCACAA
This is a messenger RNA of Haliotis rufescens (red abalone), 4325 nucleotides long. Its product is annotated as alpha-actinin, sarcomeric-like. Gene Ontology annotation, biological process: muscle cell development; actin cytoskeleton organization. The transcript has 24 exons. Gene Ontology annotation, cellular component: Z disc; cortical actin cytoskeleton; cell projection. Gene Ontology annotation, molecular function: calcium ion binding; actin filament binding. NCBI's taxonomy places the organism in Eukaryota, Metazoa, Mollusca, Gastropoda, Lepetellida, Haliotidae. The record is from RefSeq and is a predicted model, not a curated record. Bases 172 to 2859 code for a protein of 895 amino acids.